GGUGAUCCUUGGCGUCAUGAUGAUCCUUGGCGAACUUGGGAUCGCUCGCAUGGGGCCUGGGGACAGUCUACUUGGCGUAGCGCUGGGUGGUGGACUGGAGAUGGCUACUAUGGCGGGCGCCAGUGGUGGUAUGAUGCCUGGGAUGAUAGGGAUGGUGCUAGGCGUCCAAGUGGGGGUCAAGAUUCCGGCCAUUUUGGCAGGAACAAUCAACGUGAUGCAACAGAUCCGUGGGCCCACUACCAAGGUCCUCCUGAGGGACAGGCCGGUCGUCCUGAUGACCAGGCCUCCGAUGGCUCGGGCAGAGGCUCGGGUGAAUCUCGUGGGAGUGGUGCCAGCGAGGCACAAUCGCCAGGUAGUGGUGGCCGAUGUGACUACGGAGACCGAGAUGCACAGGGCCCAGAUAACAAUCGUGUUCCUGGUCUUGACAGAGAGCGGAGGGGGCCAGGACUUCAAAGGUGGCCUGAGUGAGCGGAUGGCUGUGCCGAGCUUUUCGGCAGACAAGACGGGGGAUGAGCUUGGCAGCUCAGCCUGCUCGUACCUGAGGCAGAUCGAUGCCUGGUGCAAGGUGACGAGAACUCCGGCGUCGCAAAGAGCCCUCUUGCUUUACCAGAAUCUUAGCGGAAGAGCGUGGGUGGAGUCUGAAGAGCUCAGUGUCGAGUUGUUGGCCUCCGAGUACGGCGUGCAGGAGUUUAAGAGAUGGAUCCAGGAAAGGUACCAGGAGAUCGAGGUGUCGAAGAUAGCCGAGGCCUUGACUCAGUUCUUCAAGAAGCUGAGACGUGAAGGAGGUCAGAGUAUCCGUGAGUUCAACUCAGCAUUCGACCGUGGCCACACCCGCUUAUUGGAGAUCGACUGUCGCCUCCCUGAAGUCGCAAAGGCCUGGGCGUACUUGAAUGCCCUCGGCCUCACGAGUGCAGAGGAACUUGCCCUCCUUGCUUCCGUGGGCAAUGAGUACAAUACGGCAAAGUUGCAGAAGGCAGCAGUCCUCCACGAGAAGUCCUUUAAGCCCCCGUGGUUCGUGAGGCGCAACGGCAACGGCAAUCCUGAUGGGGGCAAAGGAAAACCUGUGCGAGGUGCCUUCUUGACCGAGAUUGACGAGGACGACAUUGCCGAGGAGGAGACAGAGCACCUGAUGACCGAGGAAGAGGCCUCUGAGAUGCACGAGGCGUUCAUGGCUCAGGAGUCAGCCAAGGCCCGGUACAGGGAGAUCACGAAGGCUCGGGGAGUGGACCCUAGUUUUCUUCGCAAGGAUGGUUCCAGGAACGAAGCCAGCAACAAGGAUACUCCUGAGGCCAGGUUGCAGCUUGCCAAAAGUCGCUCGUAUUGUGCUGGAUGCCGCCGCAGGGGGCACUGGCACAAAGACCCAGAGUGCCCAAUGAAUCAGCCUGGAGGCCAGAUGACGAAGCCUGGUGGUUCCUCGGGCGCCAAGGACAGCUCCAAGGAGGCGUUUGUGGUGCAGGUUGCCUAUGAGGUCGGCUACAUGGGUGGUCAGGGCUUGGUCGCCAUCACCGACUCCGCAUGCAGUAAAUCUGUGGCGGGACAGGCGUGGCUCCAGAAGUACAUGUUGGCUGGCCGGGAAGCGGGCCUUGAGAUGCAGUUCAUCGACACCCAGGACGACUUCAGGUUCGGGGCCUCCAAGCUUUUCCGGGCUACCUUCACUGCCACGAUUGCGAUCUUCGUUGGUGGACGCGGCUUCUUGGUCAGGGCUUCCAUCGUCCAGGGAGAGGUCCCCCUUCUCCUGUCAAGAAACGUCCUGAGCAAGAUUGGCAUGCUUUAUGAUGUUGAAGGACACAGCGCCUCGUUUCGUCACCUUGGAGUACAAGAUCUCAAGCUCCUCACGACGGAAAAUGGACAUCCGGCUAUUCCCGUACGAGUGAAAGGGCUCCCGACGUUUGCUCUCCCAACGCCCCAGGAGUGGGCCGGGGACGAAGUGCGACUCCUUCCUUCCAGCGAGUCUCAUGCCGCAUACAUGACCAUGACAUGUGAGAGUAGUGAGAGGGCCUCUGCAUCAACCUUUGCUACUUCCAGGAGCUGUGAGUCAGCAUGUGUUGCCGAUGGAGGUGCCGAUCGGAACCUCUCCCAGCCCUUCGAGACUAUCUUUUAUCCGAAGAAGUUAUCGCCCUUUGUCUUCAACUUCUUGAGUGCCGAGGCUUUGAACACUGAUGUUUUCAUGCGUUGGUGGAGUGAGACCAAGCUUGCAAAGGACUUCUGGAUAGAAACGGCUUCUUCUUUCAUACGAAUACACGUCAUUCCCCGGAAAGCACUGUUCUCCCCCGAUGCAUGGCACACAAGUCAGAGCAACGUUCGACUGUGUUCCCUCGUACCCCUUUUCAGAGCAGCAGUUCGGAACAUGUCGUCGCAGAAGGCCAAGACGCUCUGGAACAUGAGUCGGAGCGAGUUGGUAGAAGAAGCUCAUCGGCUGGAAGUGCCGAUACACACUACAUGGGGCAAGGAAGAGAUACGUCAGCUGGUGUCAGAGAAGAGAAAGGAACUACAUGGUCCAUCCAGCGUCCCGAGAGGUCUCUCUUCAAUGACGAUGCCCGAGCUAGUCAAGAAGAUGGACGAGCUGCAGAUCCCGCUUCCACCGAAGCCCACCCGAGGACUCCUUCAGAGGAUCAUACGAGACUCGACAAGAGAUCUGUCGGAACAGAUCGUGACGUUCGGGAGGUACAAGAACUUGCUCUUCAGAGAACUCCCACAUUCGUAUCUUCGCUGGAGUCUUCAGGAGACAGCAGCGCAGGGAUCGGGGGCGUCCCACGAGUUGAGGCAGCUAGCCAACUUUGCCCAGAAGGUCCUCAAUCCUCAGAAGGAGACGUACCACGACCCAGAGAUGAGUGCUGCAAUCCCUUACCAACCGGAUCCAGAGGAGACGAGUUCGACCUCAACGAAGUGGUCUUUGGUGACGGGGACUUCGGAGGCCAUGACAAGCGGGUACAAUCAGGGCAAGAACCAUGUCCCGACAGCGAAGCAGAUGGGAGCCAAGCGCGGCAUCGAAUCCGAGGAGAGCAAGAUGGCCCAGGACACUCCCCCUGGAGGUACGAGAGGAACUCGAGGCACUAACCACCAGGAUCGCCCUGCUCAAGGAGAAGCAUGGAAUGUGAUUCUCUCGUGUGAUGUUGACCUCGACAACGACGCUAGUGCCGAAGGGGUCCUAGAUGUGUGCGGUAUGGAGGCCAAUGCUACCGGGGCCCCUGAAACCUUCUAUGAGUGUCGAGAGUCCAGUGCCGAAGAGCUACCUCUUGAAGUCGUUGCACAAGACCUUUUGCGCACCAAGGAUUACAGCUUCGAGAGUUGUGAAAAACUGGCCCGCCGAGUGUGUGAACAUGCUAGGAACAGUAGACGAAGGCAAGCUCAUGGGGAACAGGGGAGCUCGAUUGCUUUUGGGGCCUAUAGUCAUGGUAACUUCCACGGCAUCAUUAAGAAGACCUUCGACCAUGUCUAUGUUGUGCGCUACAUGAAUGCUUUCUUGCGGGCACAUGGGGCCAAGGGUACCUGGAGUUCCCUCCAGAUCAAUGUGAACUGUCGUCCUCUUGUACAUCGUGAUCAGCACAACCAUAGCGACACCCUUGCAAGCACCAUCUCCUUCGGAAAUUUCCGCGGCGGUCGUCUGUGGAUAGAAACGGAUCCUGAAGCCCAGGUGCCAGAGAUCGGUGUCCCCCACAUUAUGUCAGAUGGCGAAGGGCGUGCUCUUUCAGGACACCUUGUCGACACACGUGCGCUCGUGAAGUUCGAUGGUCGUCGUAAACAUGGCGUAGAAGAGUGGGAAGGGGAUCGUAUCAGCAUUACUGCUUACACAACACGUGGGGUGUCGCAACUGGCACGACAAGAACGGGACAUGCUGAGAAGUUUUGGUUUCCCCGUUGGGCAGGAUACCCCCACGAAGAUCACCGUUGAGGACAAAUCCUGGAAAAACGAACACGCCCGGCGACCCAAGAAGAGCAUCAGAAGACAGAUCAUGCGAGGGGCUAGCCGAGCAAGUGCACUGUUGACCUUAAGUAUGACGGCAGCUUCGAGUUACGUCGCCGAGGUAAUGCUUCCGAGUUCAUCCCCAGACAGACCAUCAAUCCUGGAAAUUGGAGAUUUCGCUGCUACCUACACCCUUGCAGGUCACGACGAGAUCACCGAUGCCAAGUCCAACGAAAUCGCAUCCCAGGUCUUCUCCGCUGCGUUGAAUCAGCUUCCCUUGGUCGACUUCAUCAGAACCUCGGCCACCCAAGCAACCAUGCCUGCGUGUUUGCCAUCUUUGUUGGAUUUCAACCAGCUCGUGAGCGUCGACGUUUUCACAGUUUUCGAUGCAGCCCAGGUGAAACAUUCGUUGCUGUCCGUCAUAGACCAUGCUACAACGUUCCAUCUUGUCGGAGAGCUUGAAGGGCAUUCUGCCGAAGCCUUUGAGCGGAAGUUCACUCAGAUGUGGGGAUCUGUUUUUGGGGCACGAGGAACAAUUGCUGCAGACUUGGAAACUGGUCUACAGGCCGGGCUGGCGAACUAUGCUGAAUUCCAUGGAUGCCGGCUUCGCCCCGCUGCAGGCCAGGCCCAUUGGCAGCAAGGACUCAUAAAGCGUCAUGGGCUCUGGUAUCAGGCCAUGCUCAGAAAAGUCAUAGAUGAGAAGUCCAUCGACGCUAGCGACCUUUACUAUGCCUUGCAAGCAGUGAACUCAGCUAAGAACGAGCUGCGCCGGAGACAUGGUUUCUCACCAACCCAAGCUGUGUUCGGAAAAGAUCCCAAAAUCCCAGGAGAACUGUGCGCUGGCGAUGACGAAGAACGAUACCUGGAAAUACUUUCACAUGAUCGCCAACGACAACGGGAGAUGCAUAUUCGUGCCUCGGCCAGGAGGGACAAAGUCCAACUUCAAACGAGGAUUGCCCGCGAUGAUCUUGAACGACUUCUUAACCUAGAUCCCGAUGACCCCGCUACGUAUGAAGAUGAAGAUCAUGCUGACGACAUUGACGCAGACGAAGGCCUACCAGCGAGCGACGAGGACUCGAAGCUCCUGUACCUCCUCCUGUCCCUCGAAAAACAAUACGAGAAGGAGAUCCCCUGGGCAGUAAUCCCACCAGAACAACAUAGUGCCUUCCGACAAGCAGAGGAGAAACAGUACGACGAACACAUCAAGUAUCAGGCCCUGGAGCCUUUGUCGCUCGAAGAAAGUGCUCGUGUUCGUGAGUGUGUGGACAAAAGUCGUAUCCUCUCUUCAAGGUUUGCCUACAAAGACAAGAACUGGUCCCGGCGGAAGCUUGAUUCUAGUCUUCCUUGGAAACCGAAGGCGAGGAUCGUCGUGUCUGGACACCGCGAUCCAGAUAUCGGUCUCCUAGACACCGACGCGCCUACCAUCAACAGACUAUCGGUGCUCACCAUCAUGCAGCUUGUAGCAAGUCGGAGGCAAUCUCAUGGGUGGGAGGCAUCAGCAGGUGACAUUACUGCAGCUUUUCUCAACGGAGAUGCUCUGGAAAGGGUCUUGUAUCUCAGACAGCCCCGUUCAGGUCUUGCUUCUCUACAUCCAGACCAACUGCUACGAAUCACCAAAGGUAUCUUUGGCGUUCCUGACAGUCCUCGCAAAUGGUGGAGGCGCUUCCGAAAGGACAUGUUAGCAGUGCGGCUAAGUGUAGAGGGCGUUGAGUACAAGUUUGUGCAGAAUGCGCUUGACCCUUGCCUUUUUCAGCUUGUUCCGUCCGAUAAUGAAGCUAGCGAACCGGCAGCAUAUGCCGGAGUACAUGUCGAUGACAUCCUGGUUGCUGGCGACAAGAAGAUGUCCGAAGCUAUCCGCAAUGCCCUCUCGAGCAUCUUCCCAGUCGACGACUGGGAGAUCAACAGCUUCGACUACAUUGGAAGCCACAUCGAGGUGAAUGACUCAGGUGUCUUCAUCAGUCAAGAGGCGUAUGCUGGAGGGCGACUGUUCCAAAUCGACAUCGGCAAGGGGCAGGAAGAUGAAGAGCCUGCUUCUGAAGAACAACGAAUCGACAACCAGUCUCUCAUCGGCGCCCUUUCCUGGCUUGGAUCCCAGAGUCGUCCUGAUAUUCAAUGCUCAGUUUCGCUUGCACAACAACUCCAAAAGAACCCAAGCGUUGCUGACCUGAAGUUCACCAACCAGAUAGCGCGACGAGCGUGGGAUCAUCGAGACAAAGGGAUUUGGCUACGACCUUUGAAACUUGAGAGCCUAGAGUUCUUAGUGUACCACGACUCGGCAUGGGCGAAUGCAGAGCUCACAGGUGAGGAUGGUUUCCGCCUCGAGUACGAGGACCAUGUCAGCGGCGUCAUGAAGAAUACACCUUUUGACAUCAAAGAAAGAAAGGCCAAACGGGCGAAUUCCAAGGUCGCCAGCCAGUUCGGAAUCCUCAUCUUCUUGACCGAUGGAGAGCAGUACUCAGCUGGAGGCUGUUCCGAGGCCAUCGAGAUGGGGCAGUAUGUGAGAUCCUUUGUGCAAACAGUGCUGCGCGGCCGCCUCCAACGUGUACAGGACUUGAGCGGCAGUCAGCUGAAGUGCAUCACGGAUUGCAAAUCACUAUUCGACCAUUUGCAUCGAGAAGGCAUCCCAAGGAUCCCUUCAGACAAACGUCUAGCCAUAGAUCUCGCUGCGUUGAGGCAAUAUCUGUGUGAAGAGCAAGCCAAUGGCAAACCUCCACUCUUUUGGGUCCCCACCGAGUUCCAACUUGCUGAUAUCCUUACCAAACCUAAGCGUCGACGAGAUCCGCCCGCAGGCUUUUGGUCAGAGGAAAACGUGCGCGAGGUAUUUGCCCUUCUGAUGAUCCUAGUCCUCGUCAACGCCCAGCGCCUUAUUUUGGUAGGUACCUUAGAGAACGGCUGA
Symbiodinium natans is the source of this 6799-nucleotide messenger RNA. NCBI's taxonomy places the organism in Eukaryota, Dinophyceae, Suessiales, Symbiodiniaceae. The record is from the annotation of a GenBank genome assembly.